AUGUCGGACGCAAGUUCAGUGGUAUCGUCGUCCUCGACUCUAAUAGGAGAUGUAGCGACCAUGGCUGCCAAAAAUGGGCGAAAUGUGCAGCCGCACCGAAGAGCAGUGUCUGCGUUAGGUUUUGGAGCAUCUAGUGGGAGAGGUGACUGCACAGCUAGCGAUAAUCCAUUCAUGUCGCCUUCAAGCCCCGCGAGCUCGACCAAAUCACCCGGUUUGGGAGCGUUACCGUCGCCCAGCGCGUUUCUGAUGCGCUCGAACAGUAUACCGGCAAUUCCGUCGUUCAAAGCAAAAGAGGUGCGGCUUCCGCGACCAGAUGGAUGCCGUGUCGUUAGUGCGCUCGAGCUGCAGCGCGAUCUGGAGGGCGACGACGCAAAUGCUCAAUCAGACAAUUGCCCAGCAGUCCAGGACACUGGAGAUGUGGUGGUGCUGGACGUACGGCCUUUCGUGGACUAUUCACGUGCGUCCGUGCGCAACGCAGUUCAUGUGUGUCUUCCGUCAACGCUGCUGCGACGCAAGACUUUCACACUAGACCGGCUGGUUGAAAACCUGCCGGAGCCCGACCGCGCACUGGUGCGUGCCAAGGUGUUGGAAUGUGCGGACCCUUCCAAGGUCAAGGUGAUAAUUUUCGACAACAACCCACAGGCCUCGGAUGAAACCAUCAGCAUCGGGUGCCACGGCAUGGUCUGCAAGUUCCUUCAUUACGAAGGAUGGGCCAACGAUGCGCGUCCGCAAGUGGGUAUCCUGGAAUGCGGUUUCAUGCGUUUCAAGGAAAUUGUACCUGAACUCAUAGUAGAGCCUUGUACAAUGGCUGCAGCUACUACCAAUGCGGCAAAACCGCCACCGUUGAACUACUCAAGGUCCACAUCCUACAUCAGCACGUCGCCGCAAUCGUUUCCAGAUUCGCCGCUCUCAUCCAGCUCUCCGGUAGCAAAGCUUUUCAAGUUCCAGCUCCCCACGAGAGCAGGCUGUCCGCCACCUUUCAAAAUGCCUCAACAUGAGGAAAUCUCUAAUUUAGAAAGCUACCUCAGUGCUGUGAACAUAGGCGAAAAACAGUUCUCCGCAGAGGCAACGCAUAUAUGCACCCCAGGAGAGCUAAAAUCUGCAUUCCCCACUCCAACCGAGUUCAAGUUCCCUCCUGUAAAGAGUAGUCCAACUAGCGUCGAUCUCUCAUCGCCUUGCCGUACUUCUCUGAGCAGGGGAGACAAUAAGUUGAAUUUUCAAAAACGCUGCUACAUGUUGGCAGACGUGUAUGGCAACUCUCGUUUCAAUUUCGUCGUACCUCAGUGGUUUCAAGAUCUAGUCGGCAUUUCGAAGCUAGAUAUAGUUUCACAAUUCCAAAAAGUAGAUUUACUGGAGAAGAAACGGUUGAGUUUCUGUGUGAGUAAUACCAGUAAUGGAGAAAAACGCUCGGACUCUAGCGAAAAGAAUCACUCCCGUGAUUUGCAUGAAGAAACAUCUACUCCAGAGAAGCCAUGUUGCAUUUCUCAAUGGCUCGAUUCGUACGACCCUACCGAGGACGAUCAAAGUAUCAGAAUUUCAUCGGGUGUCGAGCUCGGCGUGAAAAACAGAUACAAGGACAUUUUCCCCUAUGAGCACACUAGAGUCGUUUUGAAAAAAUCAUCUAAACCCCACGAUAUAAAUUCAUUGGGUGACGUUUGGGACACGUACAUCAAUGCAAACUACUUAGUGAAUCCAUUCACAAAAAUUGUUGUCCCCCAGAGCGAAAAGUGCGUCAAUGUGCGUUAUAUUGCAACGCAAGCUCCCUUGCCGUCGACAAUUAGCGAUUUUUACACUUGCAUCUUGAACAAUAAUGUUCCAAUAAUCCUGACACUGACAGACGAAUACGAGAACGGUGUGGAGAAAUGCCAUAAGUUUUGGGCGGAGGGGACAUAUGAAGGAAUAACUGUUAAGCUGCUUGAAGAGUAUACCAUGCCGAUUUUUGACAAAAGUGUUGCAUUAGAUGGAGAAAUUGUCAUUAGGCGGAUACAGCUAACUCAUGGCAAUCAUCAACAUUUCGAAACUUUGCAGCUGCAAAUAAAAAACUGGCCAGAUCUUGGGGUUUUAGUGAGACCAUGCGAGGUUCUUGAAAUUAUUUGUUUGAAGAAUUUAAUCUUGGAACAGUUAUACGAGAAGAAGGUUUUUGUUAAUGAUUACAUCCCCAACAUUAUUGUGCACUGCUCGGCAGGAUGUGGACGCACGGGAACUCUCUGCACCAUUGAUUCCAUUUUAGCCAAUUUACCGAAGUUUGAUUCUAUACGUCAUGAAUGGGUAGAAAGGCAGACUUGUAGGGCGGGAAAUUCCGAGCAUGAAGCUCUCAGCACAAAAGUUUUCGACCCAGUGAUCAUCACCAUCAAUAACUUUAGAAAGCAGCGUAUUUCAAUGGUUCAAAAUGUUAAUCAAUAUCUCUUCAUAUAUGAAUGUUUGCUUUCGUAUUUUGCGUUGAAAUUGAACGAUGAUGAUCCUUCGGGAAUUGACAGCUGGCAUGCAUUGGAAGAGAAAGGCGGACAACUGGACAUUUUAAAGCAUUUCAUCGACACAAAAAUCGAUGAGAAAUCAUGA
Molecule: messenger RNA, 2559 nt
Organism: Lachancea fermentati
Lineage: Eukaryota; Fungi; Ascomycota; Saccharomycetes; Saccharomycetales; Saccharomycetaceae
Source: the annotation of a GenBank genome assembly